CUGUAACCCGUCGUAAAACUAAAAUAAGAAGAAGUCAGUCAGGUAUGUCUCUGCAUUAAAUAGUGAAAAAAUAUCCUGUAUUAAGUUAAGAAUAAGUAAGAAUUGUAUUAAUUAUAAAAGUGCCAUAAAACCAGAACAAGUUUCUGCCAACAGUUCGAUGUAUUUUUGGAGUUUUAUUAAAACUAACCUUUGGUAAAUCAAAGAUCUGAUAUGAGACCUGAUUUCUUGUUUUCUGUUAUUAAAUCAGAGUUCACCUGAAUUUAUCCUCAUUUAAUGGAUUCUAACUGCUUAAAAUGUUUAUUUCAAACCAGAUGGAAGUGAAAGAGGAAAGACAAUAAAUUAAGUGAAAUUUCAAAGGUGAUGAUGCUGUAGUUAGUUUCAGCCAAUGAAAUGUGCUUAUUGUGCCAAUUUACAGAAGAUCUCAGACAUCACCAUAAUGAAUGAGGUGAAAACAGGGAACUUAUAGUAUUCAGAUGAUGCAUUAAACAUGAUGGCCCUGUACUUUUUAAAUGCAGAUUGUAUAAAAACACAGUAAUCACAGUUCACACCUGCAAUGAAGCUCCUCCCACAACAAUUCACCAAUAAAUACUGGGAAUAUUCACAUCAUCCUACAAGAGAAGGACAAACUCCAGGUGUAGCAGCUGAAAUCUGUGUGACUGUUAAAGAUGGAGUUUAUUAAAGAGGAGACUGAAGACAUGAGUGAUCCAGAACCAUCCAGAAUAAAACAUGAAGAUACUGAGGAACAAACAGAUCAGAUGAAAGUGAAAGAGCAAGAACUAUCUGAAGUUGAGGAGGAACAUUGCAACUUCAAAACUCAAAAGAGAUUUUCAUUGAUGGAAAACUGUAAACAGCAACAGAAAACACAUAAAGUGAGAGAUCAUGUGUGUUGUGACUGUGGGAAGAGCUUUACUAGAGCUGACAGUCUGAAAAAGCACCAAAGAAUUCAUACUGGAGAAAAACCUUACAAAUGCUCAUAUUGUGACAAGAGUUUUGCUCAGUCUGGAACUCUGAAAAUACAUGAGCGAGUUCAUACUGGAGAGAAGCCGUACCACUGUACUCAGUGUGAGAAGAGUUUCAAAUGUAAAACUGAUCUCAAGUAUCAUCUCCGUGUUCACUCUGGAGAAAAACCAUAUAACUGUGAUCAGUGUGGUAAAUGUUUUAAAUUAUCAUCAAAUCUAAAAGAACACCUGAAAACUCACAUAAACAAGAGGCCUUAUUUUGCAUGUUCAUUUUGUGAAGAGUUUUUUACUCGGCAGGAUCAUUGUAAACGACACCAGAAAAAACACACCAGUGAGAAAGAUCAUGUGUGUUCGAAGUGUGGGAAGAGCUUUAUUAGAGCUGACAAUCUGAAACAACAUCAAAGAAUUCAUACUGGAGAAAAACCUUACAAAUGCUCAUAUUGUGACAAGAGUUUCCCUCAGUCAGGACACCUGAAAGAACAUGAGCGAGUUCAUACUGGAGAGAUGCCGUACCACUGUACUCAGUGUGAGAAGAGUUUCAAUCAUAAAAGAAGUCUUCUGACUCAUAUGAAGAAAUGUAGUAAGAAGUCGCCACAAUGAGCAACAUUUUAUUCAUUCAUCUUUUCUCACUGGAUAAUUACUUUGCAAAAUCUGUUUUUCCCCAUGGUUGUACAAGAGUCCAUUGCCGUAGAAUGUAAAAUGUUAAACUGACUUUCUUAAUUUGCAGAUGGUUUAAAAUGGCAUUAAAACUGCUGCAGUAAGUUGCAAAUUUGUACAAAAAUAAAGUAUUUAUAGUGUUGAGUUUUGUUUUAUUUUUUUGUAACCCCUAUAAUGAGACU
Megalobrama amblycephala (Wuchang bream) is the source of this 1798-nucleotide messenger RNA. RefSeq names its product zinc finger protein 239-like. The record is from RefSeq and is a predicted model, not a curated record. Bases 666 to 1559 code for a protein of 297 amino acids. Gene Ontology annotation, molecular function: DNA-binding transcription factor activity, RNA polymerase II-specific; RNA polymerase II cis-regulatory region sequence-specific DNA binding. NCBI's taxonomy places the organism in Eukaryota, Metazoa, Chordata, Actinopteri, Cypriniformes, Xenocyprididae. Gene Ontology annotation, biological process: regulation of transcription by RNA polymerase II. The transcript is spliced from 2 exons.